CAAUAUAACAAAAAAUAAUGAUAAAGUCCCACGAAAAAGAUUUCUUUGCUCAUUUCCUCUUCUACGCAACUCUCUUUUUUCCUCGCUUUCGAUCGCCAAUCGGUUCUCCAGAUCUCGUCCCCUUCGUCUCGUUUGUGAAUGUGCAAUUCAGAAAGCCGUUUAAUCCUGUGAAGAUGGCAAACAAUGAGGAGGGAGAGGAAAACACUAAUCGUGGGAAUGAAUGGGAAGUUGUUUCACUUACGGCAUCAGCAUAUGCUGCUGCCCCUGGUCCAGAAGAAGUUGAAUUGAAUGAUAAUGACAAGGCUAAUAUGCCGGCAGAGGAAGCUGAAACUUCCCAUGCCUUGUUCAUGUCAGGUCAUUUUGUCUUCCCACCAAGUCAGCAUGAGAAUUUGCCCUUGGAACCUAAUAAUAGCACGUUUCAUAAAGACCAUGGGGAUAAAGAUGUUGUAAAUGAAUUGGCUGUUGAAGAAGCGGGUAGAUCUAGUGGAAAGGAUGAAGAAAAUUGGGAAUUCAAAGGAUUGGCUGUACCAGAUGAGUUCCAGGGAAUUCAGAUUUUUGACGAGAAGGGUAAUAGGCUAGCCUUUCGUGGUACAGAUUUUGAAGAAGGUAGAAAUCUUCAAGGUUUGCAUCUGGUUGAAGAGCAGAAUUUGUAUAGUGCUGCUGCCAGGUAUAAUUCUUUCCAAAGUGAGACAGGUCUUAGUGGUUCAACCGCAUUCGGAGAGGAGACAGCUGUUCCAGAUUUCAUAGAACCAUUAGAGCAAGGAUCAGAUGCCGGGGACAUCACACGUUCACCAAGGCCUUCGAAGGACGACAGACAUGAUGGUUCCAGGCUUCCAUGUGGAGCAUGGUGGAAAAGAGGAGCUGCUUCUUUAUAUUCUCAAGCAAAACAAGCAAAUGCAUUUUGGUCCAUCUUCAUUGCAGCAGCUGUUAUGGGCCUGGUGAUUCUUGGGCAGCAAUGGCAGCAAGAAAGAUGGCAAACUAUGCAACUUAAGUGGCAGUUCCGCCUUAAUAGUGAGAAGACAGGCAGGAUGUUCGGCCCCAUAUCUCGAUUAAAAGAUGUGAUUGUGGGAGGUCAUCGUCGCGGUUCUCUCAUCAGAGGCAGCUCAAGUGAGAAUUAAGAUGUCAACAUGGUCCCUUUCGUUGGGAGCAGUCUUCAAACCAAUAAUCAAGAUGAUGACGAAAAAUGUGAGAGUUGUUAGGUUGUUAUAUGCUAGUUUGCUGCAGUGUGGUAUGCUCUUUUUUUUUUUUUUUGGUUCUUUUUUUUUUUUCCUCUUUUCCUGAACUUCCUCAUUUGGCGAAACAUGUUAAAAGCUUGAUGUUGUAAUUUUAUUAUUUGGUGUUGUAUUUCUCUGAAUUUGCGUCUGUAUAGAUUUUAAGUGCUGGCAAUAGUUCAUUGUUUAUCCAUGUGAAAUGAUUAAUGCUCCACACGGUUGUUUAAGGGAUA
Molecule: messenger RNA, 1444 nt
Organism: Morus notabilis
Lineage: Eukaryota; Viridiplantae; Streptophyta; Magnoliopsida; Rosales; Moraceae
Product: ATG8-interacting protein 1
Exons: 3
Coding region: 18-1118 (366 amino acids)
Cellular component (GO): intracellular membrane-bounded organelle
Source: RefSeq, a predicted model, not a curated record